AGAGCCGCUGGCGCCCCGCCCCGCCCCGCCCCGCCCCGCCCCCUCUGCCCGCGCUCGCCGGCCCAGGUUACCUGAGGCCGGUGGGCGGGGCGGCCCUUCCCGUCUGCGCCUGCCCCCAGCCUCCAGGGCGGCGGAGUCGGGAAGUGGGAGAGGGAGCGAAGGAGGCGGGGACUGCCGAGGCUCCAGCCCAGCCGGGCUCCGAGGCGAGAGGCUGCAUGGAGCGGCCGGCGCGGCUCUGCGGGCUGUGGGCGCUGCUGCUUUGCGCAGUCGGCAGGGGUGGGGGCGCCGCGCCCACGGAAACUCAACCACCUGUGACAAAUUUGAGUGUCUCUGUUGAAAACCUCUGCACAGUAGUAUGGACGUGGAAUCCACCAGAGGGAGCCAGCCCAAAUUGUAGUCUAUGGUAUUUUAGUCAUUUUGGCGACAAGCAGGAUAAGAAAAUAGCUCCAGAAACUCAUCGUUCAAAAGAAGUGCCCUUGAAUGAGAAGAUUUGUCUGCAAGUGGGAUCCCAGUGUAGCACCAAUGAAAGUGAGAAGCCUAGCAUUUUGGUUGAAAAAUGCAUCUCACCCCCAGAAGGCGAUCCUGAGUCUGCUGUGACUGAGCUUCAAUGUGUUUGGCACAACCUGAGCUACAUGAAGUGUUCAUGGCUCCCUGGAAGGAAUGCCAGUCCUGACACGAACUAUACUCUCUACUAUUGGCACAGCAACCUGGAAAAAAUUCAUCAAUGUGAAAAGAUCUAUAAAGAUAACCAAUACUUUGGUUGUUCCUUUGAUCUGACCAAAGUGAAGGAUUCCAGUUUUGAAAAAAACAGUGUCCAAAUAAUGGUCAAGGAUAAUGCAGGAAAAAUUAGACCAUCCUUCAAAAUAGUACCUUUAACUUCCCGUGUGAAACCUGAUCCUCCACAUAUUAAAAAGCUCUUCUUCCAUAAUGGUAACCUGUAUGUGCAAUGGGAGGAUCCACAGAAUUUUAUUAGCAGAUGCUUAUCUUAUGAAGUACAAGUCAAUAACAGCCAAACUGAGACACUUGUUUUCAACGUUAAGGAUGAAGCUAAAUGUCAGAAUCCAGAAUUUGAGAGAAAUAUGGAGAAUACAUCUUGUUUCAUGGUUCCUGGUGUUCUUCCUGAUACUUCGAGUGCAGUCAGAAUAAGAGUCAAAACAAAUGAAUUUUGCUAUGAGGAUGACAAACUCUGGAGUAAUUGGAGCCAAGAAAUGACCAUAGGUAAGAAGCGCAAUUCCACCCUCUACAUAACCAUGUUACUCAUCGUUCCAGUCAUCGUUGCAGGUGCAAUCAUAGUACUGCUGGUUUACCUAAAGAGGCUCAAGAUCAUUAUAUUCCCUCCAAUUCCUGAUCCUGGCAAGAUUUUUAAAGAAAUGUUUGGAGACCAGAAUGAUGAUACUCUGCACUGGAAGAAGUACGACAUCUAUGAGAAGCAAACCAAGGAAGAAACCGACUCUGUAGUGCUGAUAGAAAACCUGAAGAAAGCGUCUCAGUGAUGGAGAUAAUUUAUUUUUUACCUUCAAUGUGACCUUGUGAAGAUUCUUCCCAUUCUCCAUUUGUUAUCUGGGGACUUAUUAAAUGGAAACUGAAACUACUGCACCAUUUAAAAACAGGCAGCUCAUAAGAGCCAUAGGUCUUUAUGUUGAGUCGUGCACCGAAAAACUAAAAAUAAUGGGCCCUUUGGAGAAGAGCGUGGAGUCAUUCUCAUUGAAUUAUAAAAACCUGCAGGCUUCAAACUAGGGGACAAAGCAAAAAAUGAUGAAAGCAGUAGAGUUAAUCUUAUCAAGAGUUGUGACAACUUCCUAAGGGAUCAAUACUUUGUGUAAUUUGUAGGGGAACUCAUUUUGGGUGCAAAUGCUAAUGUCAAACUUGAGUCACAAAGAACAUGUAGCAAACAAAAUUGAUACAAUCUAAUAUCUAUUGUCUGGGAUCCCAUUGAACCAUGUGUGUGGCUGUUAAAACUCUUUUAAC
Messenger RNA from Saimiri boliviensis boliviensis (Bolivian squirrel monkey), 1968 nucleotides. It is a transcript of the gene IL13RA1, whose product is annotated as interleukin 13 receptor subunit alpha 1. Gene Ontology annotation, molecular function: protein binding; cytokine receptor activity. NCBI's taxonomy places the organism in Eukaryota, Metazoa, Chordata, Mammalia, Primates, Cebidae. Gene Ontology annotation, biological process: cytokine-mediated signaling pathway. Gene Ontology annotation, cellular component: membrane; external side of plasma membrane. The record is from RefSeq and is a predicted model, not a curated record.